Messenger RNA from Acomys russatus (golden spiny mouse), 4050 nucleotides. RefSeq names its product CST telomere replication complex component 1 (gene Ctc1). NCBI's taxonomy places the organism in Eukaryota, Metazoa, Chordata, Mammalia, Rodentia, Muridae. Gene Ontology annotation, cellular component: CST complex. Gene Ontology annotation, molecular function: telomeric repeat DNA binding; single-stranded DNA binding. The record is from RefSeq and is a predicted model, not a curated record. Gene Ontology annotation, biological process: telomere maintenance via telomere lengthening; positive regulation of DNA replication. The transcript is spliced from 23 exons.
GGGAGGAGCCCCGGCUGCUUGGUGACGUCACAGGCUCCCUCCCGUGAGCCCUCGCGCCGAGCGUUCCCGCGAUCUUCAGGGCAGGGGUUUGGCUCGUCAUGGCUGCUUGCGGGUCGCAGGCGUCUGCCUCCGAGCGAGCCUGGCUUGAGGCUGCCCAGACCUUCAUCCACGAGACCCUUUGUCCAGCCGGCAGAGAACCUAGUCACGAGUUGACACAGGCGGUGAUUGAUUGUGUGAAGAAGACAUGGCUGUCCCAGGGGGAGAACCAGGAUUUUACACUGCCCCUGAGCUACAGCUUCGUCUCAGUACAGCGUCUCAAGAGCCACCAGCGCCUCCCGUGCUGCAGCCACUUGUCCUGGAGCGGUGCUGCUCACCAGGCUUGGUCCCCAGGAGCCGGGCCAGGGGCCAGGGGCCUGCCCCGGGAGCAGCUGUUACUUUUAGGGACACUAAUAGACCUAUGGGGAGAUUUGGACCACGAGUGCAGGAAUGGAAGCCUGUAUGUGAGAGAUAACACUGGAACCUUGGGCUGCGAGCUUAUCGAUCUAGAGCUUUCUUGGUUGGGCCAUCUCUUCCUGUUCCCCAGUUGGAGUUACCUCCCUCCUGCCAGGAGGACUUCCAUGGGGGAAGGGCACUUGGAGCUGUGGGGUACACCUGUGCCAGUAUUUCCUUUGUCUGUCAGUCCUGACCCUCCCAUGCCAAUCCCUGUCCUCUACCCAGAAAAGGCAUCUCACAUGCUCAGAUACAGAAAGAAAGGAAAGCUAAAGGAGCCAAAUGUGGCUGGAACCCUGGUCCGUCUGAGUGCCCUGGUGGUAACUCAGGACAAGCGGUACUUCAUCAUGACGCUUGCGGAAUCACCCCAGGCUGAGGACCAGGCUGACGGCCAGGUGUCCAUCAUCGUACAGGUCCCUGCCCAGAUGGCGUGGUACCGAGUCCUCCGGCCUGGCAGGUCCUAUGUGCUGACAGCAUUGCGGAUAACCAAGAUCCGGGGUCACCACUGCAAUAUUUGGGGAACCAUUCCAUUUUCGACUCUGAUGCCACUGAAACCAGGUACCGUGCAAGAGUUGGACAUAUCGUUCUCAGAAGAUGACCUUAAACCACUGCCGCAGCCUGCCAACGACAGCAGGCGCCAAGAGGGUCGCGUUAGGGAGUCCAAAGUCUUACACUAUUCGGGGACAGUGACGGACGUGUUGAAUGAAGCUGCGGGCCUCUAUGUUCUAGAUGGGCAGCUGGUCCUCUGCCUUGCGCACCAGCAGACCCAUGGCCUCUGGCGGGUGAUUCGACCAGGGGUCUGUCUCGAGCUCCGAGAUGUUCACCUCCUCCAGCCAGAGGGUGGAGGAGCGGCCAGGCCUGUGCUAGCAGUCUGUCUCCGGGGCAGCAUUCUGCUUCAAAGCUUUUCUUGUCUUAAGCCUGAGACUUUGCCGUCCUACAAAGUUAAUGGCACCUCCUUGUAUGAGCAGCUUGUGUGGGAAUGUCACUUAGGACUCCCCUCGUACUUACGGGCUACCAAGGCCCUGGAGGAGCUGGCCUGCAAGCUGUGUCCCCAUGUGUUGAGACAUCACCAGUUCCUGAGGCACUCCUCUCCUGGGAACCCCAGCUUGGCACUGCAGCUCCUGCCGCCCUCCUGGGAUGUUGUCAUUCAGCAUGGUGGCCGCAUUCGGAAUGCGUUCAGGGAGGUCCUAGAAGAGCCACACAGCUGUCCCCAUCAGAAAUACGCUCCGCUGCAGACACCCUGCUCCUUCCCUACUCUGCGUGCCCUGGAGGAGGAAGGGCAGCGCAGGGCUUGGGCUUCCUUUGACCCAAAGGCCCUUCUGCCUCUCCCAGAAGCUGCUCACCUGACCAGCUGCCAACUGAACCGCCAUCUAGCCUGGUCCUGGCUCUGUGUGCCAUCCUGUGUGUUCCAGCCAGCCCAGGUUUUACUUGGGGUGCUGGUAGCUUCAUCUCGUACAGGCUGUCUGCAGCUCCGGGACCUCACAGCUUCAUUACCCUGUAUGCCCUUGACUGAGCAUUCACAGCCCGUCACUGACCCGAAGCUCAUAGGCUGCCUGGUACGGGUAGAGAAAUUCCAGAUGGUGAUAGAGAGAGAGGUCAGGAGCACCUUCCCUUCCUGGGAGGAGUUGGGUGUGGCGAGUUUCAUCCAGAAGAAGCAAGCCAGAGUCUAUGUCCAGUUCUACCUGGCUGAUGCCCUGGUCCUGCCCGUGCCCAGACCUGCCUCUGAUGCAGAACUGCCUCAGACAGACACCUCUAGCCCAGAGGGACCCUGUAUGGCACAGAGCCGGCUCUUCCUGCUGUCCCACAAGGAGGCCCUCAUGAAGCGUAAUUGUUGUGUCUUUCCGAGAGGCACGUCACAGCCUCCAGAGCCCACCCUGAGUUUCCGUGCAUCAGGAACUUGGCUUGGUGGCAAACAGAGGAAGGAAGGUUCUGGAUGGGGCCCACCUGAGACUCUGGGAGUUGAAAACAAGGACCAGAAGGCCUUCCUCCUCUUCCUCGGCUCUUCAGUUCGAUGGUUUCCCUUCUUGUACCCACACCAAGUCUACCGACUCUUGGCUCCUGGCCCCGAGCAGACACCACUGCUGUUCGAGGCAGAGCGCUCACCCAGCACUUCUCACCGUCCUCUGGAAUUGGCUGACAACGUGUCGUGCCUCACUGUUCAAAAGGAAUGGGCCCUGGAACUUGUCAGCUCUCAGGACAUACCUAAUGUCCCAGAGGUCUCCAAAGCACUGCCUGAGUCCUCGCUGACCCACCUUCUCAGUGACAGCUCCCCCAGUUCCUUGGUGUCUUUCUCUGCUGAGAUUUUGUCACGGGUACUGUGUGAACCACCUCUGGCCCUUCGCCGGAUAAAGCUUGGAGAUGCUGGGGCUAUUAAAAGCGGUGUGAAGCUCACAGUAGCCCUAGAAAUGGAUGGCUGGGAGUACCCCCCUCACCUGGACGUAUACAUCGAAGAGCCACACUUGCCUCCCCAAAUAGGACUCCUUCCAGGAGCCCGAGUCCACUUUAGCCAGCUGGAGAAAAAGAUUUCCAGAUCCCAGGUUGUUUACUGCUGUUUCCGGCCGUCCACUUCUGUGCAGGUCCUGAGCUUCCCCCGAGAGACCAAAGCCAGCACUCCCCUGCCCCACAUCUACCUGGCUGAGCUUCUUCAAGGUGGCCGGGCUCCAUUCCAGGCCACUGCCUCUUGCCAUAUUGUUUUUGUCCUGAGCCUUCAGAUCCUGUGGGUGUGUGCCCACUGCACCAGCAUCUGUCCCCAGGGGAAGUGCAGUCGUCAGGACCCCAGCUGCCCUGCUCAGAGGGCGGUAAGCCAGGCCAGCAUCAGGCUCCUGGUAGAAGAUGGCACCGCGGAAGCCACGGUGACCUGUAGGAACCAUCACGUGGCAACAGCACUAGGGCUGAGUCCCAGUCAGUGGUCGUCAGUCCUAGAGUGUGCACGAGGGCCAGGGAGAGUGGCCGUGCAGUUUACAGGGCCAGGAGUCCAGACAGAGUCUCCAAGCACAAGCCAUGAGCCCCUGGCUGGGCUCCUCUGGACACUUUGUUCCAGCCCCUUCGUCCUCCGGCCCGUUAAGCUUUCCUUUGCUCUUGAAAGGAGACCCUCUGAUAUUACCCCACCAGAAGCGCCCCGGCUGCAGCAGUUCCAGUGUGGAGAGCUCCCUCUGCUGACCAAAGUGAACCCAAGGCUCCGACUGGUCUGCUUGUCUCUGCAGGAGCCCUAGCUCCCCAGCCCUCCAGAAGUUUCUGCUGCUUCCUCUUGACCCACACUGCUUAAGGUGACCUCACAGUGCUUCCAGGACUGCAGACACUGGAGCCACCAACUACAACCCUCCUGUGACGUCUAGUACUCUAGUGCCAGCCCACCUUGGCACACACUGUGAGAACUGCAAACCCCAGCCGUGGGGUUAGAGCCUCGGCACUCAGGUGGCCCCGCGGAGAGCCUGGGAAGCAGAACACAAAGCUUGCCUCUUCUGACCGCGCUGUGAUAGGCCCUGUGGGCUGCAAUAAACCUCUCUGAGGACUUUCUGACCUAUGUUCACCUCUGAGUGCCGUACUAGACGCACUCCCUAC